Molecule: messenger RNA, 821 nt
Organism: Cantharellus anzutake
Lineage: Eukaryota; Fungi; Basidiomycota; Agaricomycetes; Cantharellales; Hydnaceae
Exons: 3
Coding region: 246-755 (169 amino acids)
Source: RefSeq, a predicted model, not a curated record
AAUUUAUUCGUUUAUUCGUUUAUGUCGUGAUUAUGUGGUUUCGAUCCGUUGUCCACUCUGCCAUCUGAGUCCUCUCCCAUCUGAGCCUCUCAUUGAAUGCUCGCAAAAGUUGGAUUGUGUCACGGCCAGAGCUUCAUGAUAACGCCACAUAAGUGUUGAAUGGUGUCAGCCCUCCUGUUGGUGGAGGUGCAAGAUCGAUGAUGACAUGCCGGAUUGUUUGGCCUUGAGAUAAUCUGUGAAACCAUAUGCCCCUGUCACAGGCAGCUGUCAGUGCUUCACUGUCUUCGAUUUCCCAUCGACAACAUCCACCCGAUCUCUGGCCACUUCUUCCUUAUCGACUCUUUUUGUACCUGUUGUCAGUCCCCCUGCCUUCUGUCUACACCACUACAACAGCCGUUGCCAUUGGCUCGUCUACCACUAUCUCAGUCAUCACAACAUCAUCAACUCCUCCCGCGUCGACAAUAUUCAGUGACUCUUCAGGCUUCAAAACUCGCAGGGAUUCUGAAGGCUUAAUCGGUGGCGUGAUUGGUGGUGUCCUGGCUAGCACACAAGCAAGUAAUCGCUCCAGCUUGACUCAAGAGACGUUAUUUUCAGGUGCUCGUUCAUUUGUGUCCAACAUAGUCUUGAUGAUCUCUCCCUGUGGGUCAAGGGCUGAGGAAAAGAUGGGUCGCCCUCUGAGCGCCCGUUUCCUGGGCCUUCUUUCUCACCCUCUACAUGUCAAUGCCAUCAACAUUAGGUUUUCAACUGUUGUGUGAUACAAUCUUAUGUAAAAAUUUCUCUCCACAUUGCACUGGCUGCCAAAAUGACAAUGUUAUUGUGUG